Gracilinanus agilis (Agile Gracile Mouse Opossum) is the source of this 5849-nucleotide messenger RNA. It is a transcript of the gene BTBD8, whose product is annotated as BTB domain containing 8. NCBI's taxonomy places the organism in Eukaryota, Metazoa, Chordata, Mammalia, Didelphimorphia, Didelphidae. Gene Ontology annotation, molecular function: protein binding. Bases 1 to 5421 code for a protein of 1806 amino acids. The record is from RefSeq and is a predicted model, not a curated record. The transcript has 18 exons.
AUGGCCCGGUGCGGGGCUAGCAGCACGGGUUCGCAGGGGGCCCAGGGGGCUUGCAAGAAGGGAGUGGCUGAGCGUCGCCGGCUGCGGGCCCUGGUGUCGGAACAGCUGAGCCAGGAUCUCCUCAGGCUCCUAAGAGAAGAAAUCCAUACAGAUGUCACUUUUUGUAUAGGUCCAACACAGUUCAAAGCUCACAAAGCUGUGCUUUUAGCAAGGAUUCCAGACUUUUACUUUCACACUGUGGGAAAAAUGUUAAAUAAUUGGGAGAACCAUAUCCCUGUUGCUGUGGAGAACUUUGAACCUUCAGAAUUUAGAACAUUUUUACAGGUUGUAUAUUCCUCAGACAGAAACAUAAAAAACUAUGAAGAAGAAAUCCUGAGAAAGAAACUGCAUGGAGACAAGUUACAGCAGGAAAUCCUGGGUAUUGAAGUAAAUUCUGGAAAGUAUGCUGAAAAUGACAAAUGUUCAUCCACUUCCCAGAAUACUUUGACAAAGUCUCAAGAUGGAAUUUCGGUUGGUUCCUCUCUUACUGAAUGUGAAGUUCCAGAAGAAAUCAGUGAUAAUGGGGACAACUUGGAUGUUAUAGACAGUUCUAACCUGGAGCCUGUAUCUGAGUUAGGAAAAGAUUUGUUGAAACUUUACAGAAAGCGUUGCUGCCCAGAUGUUGAUAUUUGUAUUGAUGGAAAACGUUUUCAAGCCCACAGGGCUAUUUUAUGUGCCAGGUCUCGUUAUUUUGCAGCAAUGCUGAGUGGAUGUUGGGCUGAAAGCUCCCAAGAGCACAUCACUCUUCAAGGUGUAAAACCAGUAGAAAUGAAUAUCAUGAUGCAUUUUAUUUAUGGAGGGACACUGGACUUUCCAAAUAAAGUUCAUGCAGGUCAAAUACUGAACCUGGCAGAUAUGUAUGGAUUAGAAGGGUUAAAAGAAGUAACGCUUUAUAUUCUUAAAAGAGACUACUGUAAUUUCUUCCAGAAGCCUGUCCCAGGGAGAUUGGAGGCUAUACUAGAAUGUCUGAUUAUUGCUCAUUCGGUGGGAGUGGAAAGUCUUUAUGCUGACUGUAUGAAAUGGAUUGUUAAGCAUUUUGCAAGGUGUUGGUCAGAGAGGAGUUUUGCAAAUAUACCUCCAGAGAUCCAGAAAAAUUGCCUUACUAUGCUGAUUCAGUCUUUAAAUGACAAAAAUGCUGCUUUUCUUCUGAUGGAAAGUGACCGACUAAUCAUCAGCCUUCCCAGAGUGAAAUGGACUGAAGCUGCGCUGACUAUGGCAUGCAGGCUGCAAGAAGAAUGUAUAGCAUUUAUUGUGGAGAACUUCUCCCAGAUAAUACAGAGUGAGAACUUUGCUCUUCUCUUACAGUCACAAGCAAUGAGUAGCACACCUGAUCUUUUGGACAAAGUUCUUAAAGCAAUUGAGAAGAACAUCACCACAGAGAACAGCUGCUUACUUCUAAUGGCUGUGGAUACUCUGCUGAACACUGAAAGUACAAAGGAAAUGGGUUUUACGUGCAAGAUCCAGGCUGUGCGUGAUAAGCUGUGGCUCUUCCUGGUUCAGUCUUUUUAUGCCGUUCGUCACACAGAAAGCUGGAGUCUGAUGAGACCAGAUGAUCAGCAGAAGAUCCAAGCAGCUGCAUUUGAUAAGGGUGAUGAUAGAAGACUUGGCAAAAAGCCGAUAUUCAGUAGUUCUCAGCAAACUAAAUCCAUUUCUGACUCUGGUGAUAUAAAAAACAGAUCUUGGAGAGGAAAAGACAAGAAAGAUUUCUAUAAUUACCCCUCCACUGAUCAAGAGAAAAUGAAAUCUGAUGGUCUAGGUGCAUCUGGACAUGCAUCAAGUACAAAUAGGAAUGCUGUGAAUAAAACUUUAAAACAUGAUGAUUUAAAGGGGAAGGACAGUAAGAAAACUGUGUCUAAGCUUACAAAAGAUGUUAAAGCUGGGGAAAAGAUUGCUUCUGGAAAGCCUAGAGCUGUUAUAAAGCCCAAAAUAGAAAAUAAUGAUAACACUAAAACUGAUAAUAUGCUUACUCGACAAGAUGCUGAACGUUCCUUGUCCUCCUUAAGUGGACAGAAAAACUCAAUAAAUGGAAAGGGAGCAAAAUCUCAAGAAGGAAAAGGGGCAGGCGCUCGGCCAAAAACCCUCACUGGAAGCUCAAACGCUUCAGCCAAAGCAAAGCCUCUGAAGAAAACUCCCGGGAAGGACUCUUCCUCUCUUGGCCCUGUCUCUACUCUCAGCAAAUCUGCCAGUUCAAGUGGGGAAUUGCAAAGUCCCAGUGAGUGCCUCGAUGAACCAAAGGAGUGUGGAUCUGUAAAGGAAGAGAAGCCUUCUGACAAUAAACCAGCCCCUUGUAAUUCUCCUCAAGGAAACCACACGGUGAGAAGCAGCUUGGAGACUUCCAAAGGUCCUGCUGCUGCAGUGAAAUCCCGGCCUGUUUCAAGGAAUACUGAAGGAACUUCCAAUAAAAAAAGGGUUAAUGAACAUGAGACUCACACAAGUAAUAGUAUGACAAAGAAAGUUAUUGGCAAGGGGUCUAAUGAUCACUUCUCCCAAGCAGUUUUGAAGAAAAGAGGACACAGUAGUUCUGCAGGCCCACAGCGAGCAAAGAGUGCUCCAUCUAGUCUCACUAAAACCCAAGGACCUCAAGGAGAUGCACCAAAUCCAUUAAAAUCUGCAGUCUUUCUAAAACCUUCUGAAGAAAAUGUGACACAGCUAAAUCAUUCUACACCUACUGCUAAGAAAAAAACCCUGAAGCAAGGACAUGCAUCUUUGGCAAAAGCCAAUGUAAAAAUAAUUAUGUCUAAAGUUCAAGUGCCCUCAAAGAAAGGUGAAACUGUUAACAAUAAAGACCAAAAACAGAAAGCUAUUUCUGGGCAGUCUACAGGAAAGUGUCAGUCUUCUUCCCAAAGGUCUUCAAGAAGUGAAUCACCAGUGAUCUCAAAGAACACACAUAAUGAUGGACCAAAAAGCUGGGGCCAGAAAAUAGAACCUGUUGGGUUCCAAGUGAAUGAUAAUAACAAAGGAAAACAAAAGCAACAUAGGCUAUUGGUUAAUCCUGGUCUGGAGACCAAUGGUGUGGAAGGAGGUCCAUCAUCAAGUCUACCUAAUUCACAAAAGCCAUUAAAUUAUGAAGAAAAUGAUAAAUCUAUAACAGAAUCUGAACUGUCACUCCCUCCUAUGAGCAUUCAAAUCGUUCCUAAAUUGAACGAAGCAGUAAAAAAUGAAGCAAAAUUUAAACAGAUUUAUAAGAACAAAAGUGAAACAAAAUGCCCUGGUGAUGGAGAAGCAGAUAACUACAAUAUGCCUAAGCUGCAUAAAACUGAUGGGAGUGGUGAUGCAGAGUCAAAACUUGAUAACAGUGCUAACCCAAAAUCCAUGGCUUCAAAUCCAAAUCCAGCCCAUCAGUGUGAAAUUAUUUGUAACUUUGUGGCUAAAACCCAGUUAGACUCAGCAAAUGCAAUGUAUUUGUUGAAUAAAAAAUCAGACAUUAAAAGUGAGAAAGAUACUUCAGUUGGCCUUUCUGAAAAGAUAAAUACUAUUUUUAAUCCUGCACCAAAUGAAUAUAAAUCUGAGGUUUUUGUAAAUGGUCUGACUAAUACUAGUCAAUUGCAUGAUGAAUGUUCUGUGAAAGAAGACAAGCACGCUGGAAGCAAAUCAGAUGUCUCUAACAAAUGUUUUUUGACUCAAGUACCAGAAAGAAAUUCUCCUAAAGAGGCAAACCCAACAGAAACAUCAGAGAGCCAUGAAAAUCUGGAAACUCCUUUUGUGGGUCACUGGAAUUUGAUUACGAGUAAUAUACACCAAAGGGAGAGUCCUGAAUCUGAUACUGGCAGUGCAACCACCUCAUCUGAUGACAUAAAGCCUAGAUCAGAAGAUUAUGAUGCUGGAGGUUCUCAGGAUGAUGAUGGGUCAAAUGAAAGAGGGAUUUCUAAAUGUAGCACUAUGAUAUGUCAUGAUUUUCUUGGAAGAAGUAGCAGUGAUACCAGCACACCUGAGGAAUUAAAAAUAUAUGAUAGCAGUUUAAGGAUAGAAGUAAAAGUGAAAAAGCAAAAUAACUCGGAUAUUCUCCAAGUUAAUUCAACAAGUGAUGAUGAAAUUCCUAGGAAAAAGCCUGAAACUUUGUCUCAACAAGGGAUGACAAUGGACCAUGCCCAGGAGAAAGAGCAUCUACCACGAGGAGGGAUCCCAUUUCCUCAGGAAACAGACCAAGUUUCUUCCUCAGCAGAUGAAACAGAAGAUGAACGAUCCGAAGCUGAAAAUAUUGCAGAAAAAUGUUCCUUGGCUGACCCAGCUUCUCAGCAAUUCCAAGGAAUCGUCAACCUCGCUUUUGAAGAUGCAGCUGACAGUGAAAGCCGAGAGUUUACUGCAACUAAAAAUUUUAAAAGGUCAGUUUUACUUUCCGUGGAUGAAUGUGAGGAAUUGGGAUCUGAUGAUGGGGAAGUUCACAUGCCCUUCCAGCGCUCUGUCGAUCCUCCGACCCCUUCUGAGGUCUUUGAUAGUCUUUCUCAUGAACAUCAUGGAAAAGCCUGUUACUCCAGAUAUUCACAAGAAAAUGAAGAUCAUUUUUUAGAGGGUAAACAACAUGAAAACCAAUUAGACAAAAAUGGGAGCCCCCUCUUGGAUCCUAACAAAUUUGAAUCUGCAGCAAAAGAUGAACAGGAUACUUUAACUACAGGAAAAAAACAUGCAGCAGAUAUGCUGGAUCACAUAGAUAGUCCAAAUGUAGUAAGUAUUAGAAACGAAGAGGACAGUGAAGCACGCCAGUACAGCAAACUUUAUGAUGGUGAAAUAAAAUCUCAAGAAAGACCUUGUCACUUGGCACUUCAUCAAAUAGAGCCCAAUUCAGAUACACCAAAGACCAACAGCUCUACCUGGUCUGUGGACUCCCAGAGGAGCCAGGGUCUGACUCAGGAAGGUCAAGUGAGAGAAUUCUGCCAUGCACCCACUGAAAAUGCUAAUACUGCUCUCACUGCAGGAGACAUAGAUGAUUGUGACCCAUUGACACAAACCUGCAUGUAUGAGCAUCGGCCUUCAAAAACCCUUUCUCCAAUCUAUGAGAUGGAUGUUGGAGAAGCUUUUGAGCAGAAAAUGAAUUCAGAAACACAUUUUACAGACAUGGAUUAUGAAGAUGAUCAACACUUUGCAGAGCAAGAUUGGACUCUUCUAAAGCAGUUGCUGUCUGAGCAGGAUUCAAACCUUAAUAUUAAAAACUCUGUUCCUGAAGACCUAGAUUUAGCACAGUAUCUGAUCAAUCAGACAUUGCUUCUAGCACGAGACAGUUCAAAACCUCAGGGUAAAGCACAUGUGGACACUUUCAGCAGAUGGAGUGAUCUAACAUCUCCACUUGAUGACUCUUCAAGCCUCACUAUGAUGAGUUUUUCCUCUGAAGAUUGUUCUUCUCCUCAAGGAGAAUGGACAAUUCUUGAACUUGAAACUCAGCACUAAAGUGGUCAAAUUUUGGAAAAUUUUGAACUUUGUUACCCCUUAUUUUUUAUGCUUAUAUCCAUAUGAUAACUGCAUUAGCCAAAGGCAGACAGCCCUGCACACUAAGGGCUUUCUAAUCUUUCCAGUUUACUGAGAUAAAUGUAGUUCAUUUGUGAAUGAGAUAUAAUCAUAGGUGGGGGAAAGUUCAAAACUCCAACAAAUUUUUUUUUCUAAAUAUCUCAAGCAUGUUGCUAUUGUUCUUUGAGAAAUUAGAAGACUUGUAAGAAAAUUCAUUUUGUUUUUUUCUUUUCCAACUGGUCAUUUGUUCACUUGUCCUUUACUACAAGAUGUGAAUGCACAGUAAGCAGAGCAGCCCCGGUUCUUGUGGCUCUGUGUAUAGUAACACGCUCGUUCUCAACAAUAAAAGAUUUCCUGUGCUUGUGUCGGUU